This is a messenger RNA of Pecten maximus, 2393 nucleotides long. RefSeq names its product neuronal acetylcholine receptor subunit alpha-10-like. The transcript is spliced from 6 exons. The record is from RefSeq and is a predicted model, not a curated record. Gene Ontology annotation, cellular component: postsynaptic membrane; neuron projection; synapse. Gene Ontology annotation, molecular function: transmembrane signaling receptor activity; acetylcholine-gated monoatomic cation-selective channel activity. NCBI's taxonomy places the organism in Eukaryota, Metazoa, Mollusca, Bivalvia, Pectinida, Pectinidae. Bases 140 to 1912 code for a protein of 590 amino acids. Gene Ontology annotation, biological process: chemical synaptic transmission; signal transduction; nervous system process.
UACAGAGCUAUUCGUACAGACAGCUGACUGACUAGAUUACGAUACAGCUUGUGUUUGGAACCAGUCAACAGUCUUUAGCUGAGAAAGAUGUCUGACAGGAUCGUCUAGUCGUGAAAUUUCAGCUUUUAAAAAGGAGCACAUGAGAAUUUUGACUUUGGUACAACAUUGGUGUGCUACUGGUUCGCGGAAAGGAAUGGAGGUGGCUCUGGCUUUUUGUGUUGGCCUGAUUUUUACCGGUUAUACCUAUGGUGCGGUACGUAAUGGCACGGAAAAGUUACUGUUCAGGGACCUGUUCCGGACUUAUGAUACCACUCCACGGCCCAUCAACAAUAUCAGCCUUCCUGUAGUCAUCAAGUUUGGCGUGGCUCUCAAUCAGAUUCUCGAUCUAGAUGAAAAGAAGCAGGUGAUGACGACUUCCAUGUGGAUACAAGAGAGCUGGGUGGACGAGAACUUACAGUGGGAUCCGAACGACUAUGCCGGACUUGACACAUUGAUGGUGGCCUCUACAUACGUGUGGAUCCCCGAUAUCUUCAUCUUUAACACAGCGGGAGGAGAGCUAGAUGGCUUUGUGAACGUAACAGGAAGUAAGCUGAUGAUCAAGAGCGAUGGCGGGAUAAAAUGGACAGUUCCGCUGAUGAUCAAGAGCGCAUGUUCAAUGGAUGUCAAGUUUUUCCCAUACGACAGUCAGAGGUGCAGGAUAAAUUUUGGAUCUUGGAUAUAUGAUGGAACAAAAAUUGACUUGCAGGCGUAUCCAACCAAACCUGACCUUGGGGGGUACAUGCUUAAUAGUGAAUUUGACCUUCUGGGCGUUACAUUGAACCGGACAGUAGCCAAUGAGACAUGUUGUCCCGGGCCAGGAAGUCACCCCAUGAUAAACUUUGGCCUGAGAAUCAAACGCAAAUCUAUCUACUAUGACUAUAUUGUGAUUGCCCCAACCAUAAUGCUUUGUGUCCUUACACUUGCUACCUUCCUCUUGCCCUGUCACCACGGCGAGAAGAUAUCCAUUGGUCUAACGGUGUUUCUGACAUUAUAUGUGCUCCAGCUGCUGAUUGCUGAAAAUGUGCCUGAUACCAAUACAACACCUAUCUUAGGUAUCUUUAUAUUCCUAGUAAUGACCAUGAACUGUAUAUCGAUGAUAAUGGCUACAGUAGUUCUCAUCAUAAAGAAACAUGGCGGCCUUAAGCCGGUUCCCAUGGUUCCGGCGUGGGUCAUGUGGUUCUGUGAGACCUGCCUCAGUAAACUUGUCUGCACCAAGAUUCGUUCCUGGGACUUUCAGUUCGAUCUUUGUGCUGAGGAGCGUGAUUAUAUACCCCCGUCACGUGACCGACCCUGUCUCGUGAUGACGGACCCCUUGGGAAACCAACACCACAGAAUGACGGACUAUAGUCCGGAAACGGCCGAUACCAUAACCGGAGUAUAUGACGGACUAGAUGUCGGGGAUUAUGUACAGAUGAAUGUGUGCUACAACGACAGCGAAAUCGUUACAAAUUCCGAGAGAAAACCUCAGGGAAAUGGAAGUGUGCCUCAGUGCUCAUCAACUCAUUUAGGUCCCAUUAAAAAAGAAAUGGAAAUAGAAGCAGACGACGGUCAGUGCUCUUCUUCCUGUGACAUGACGUCAUAUCGGCGGAUGUUGCGUAACAGACGAUCAUAUAGACGAGCGUUGCAUACUGACGAUAUGGAGGAGGAAACUGUGAGUCUUGACAACGAAUCUAGUCAGUCUUCCUCCCAUGAAGAAUACAUGGAACAGGUGUUUCGAAUAAACAGGUCACGAGCUGUAAUGGAGCGGAAACGCCAGUGGUAUUUCGUGGCGGAAGUUGUCGACAAAGCAUUGUUUUUGGUAUACCUGGUCAGUAUGUUUGUUACCAUAACGACAGUUCUAGUCAUAGUUCCGUCUGCGGCACCAUCAACGUAAAGCGGCACCUGUUGGUCAUCUUGAUGUCAUCUUAUCUAUUAUUCAAACCCGCCACCUAGUGGUAACAAACACGAGCUUUCCAAGUGACCGUCCAUUCAUAAUCGAACGCGUAUGGGAAAAACACGAUAUUUAUAUUAUCAAGAUGCUAUUAAGUCACCGACAGUGUAUAUGAAUAAGGUGACAUAUAAUUAUAUAUAAUUAACACCAACGAUUAAUACAAAACAAACAUGACAGAGCCCUGAUAAUAAUCACUUAUCAGACCAAAAAAUACUUACCAGAUAUGACGGCGGGGUACGAUAGAAUUAGGGAUGAAAUUGAUUGGUGUUAUAUAAAGAAAUACAACAGCCUGUCCUUGUUUUCAGUCACUCAUAAUUGUCGGAGACGCAGCAACUUUAAUCGUGUUAUAUUUACAUUUACACAGCAGCCCCACUAUAUAACUUUACCAAGCUCACUUGGAAGUUAUGAGUCCAUAACUUCCAAA